Molecule: messenger RNA, 2841 nt
Organism: Vanderwaltozyma polyspora DSM 70294
Lineage: Eukaryota; Fungi; Ascomycota; Saccharomycetes; Saccharomycetales; Saccharomycetaceae
Gene: SXM1
Product: Sxm1p
Exons: 1
Coding region: 1-2841 (946 amino acids)
Biological process (GO): protein import into nucleus
Cellular component (GO): nuclear envelope; cytosol
Molecular function (GO): small GTPase binding
Source: RefSeq, a predicted model, not a curated record
AUGAUAGAUGAACAAAAAAUUUUAAGAUGCAUCGAAUUGACUAUGGUCUCUGAUGCAAAAUUAAUUAAAGAUGCAGAAUUACAAUUGUUUGAGUUUCAAAAAGAAGCAGGUUUCACAACUUUUCUUUUGAAAGUAGUCGCUAAUGAAGAGUUCCCAAUUCAUGUAAGGGUCUCUUCUGCCAUUUACUUGAAAAAUAAAAUACAAAGAUCAUGGGAUGCUAAGAAUCGUCUAGAUGGUAUCAUUCCUGAUGAGCAACUGACAAUAAAGGAAAAUUUAAUUCAAACUUUGAUCAAAAAUGUUUCAAGCAGUCAUUUAAGACCACAUUUAACAGAAUCUGUAAGAGCUAUCUUGAAUUGUAAUGACAAUUGGGAUUUGAUUAGUGUUAUAAACGAACUAUUAUCCAGUGGAAACCAAGAUUAUAUAUAUCCAGGUCUAUUGCUAUUAUUUGAAGUUUGUAUUGUCCAUAGGUGGGAUAUGGCAGGAAAUAGACAGUAUAUUGAUAAAGUUAUUAAUUCCAUUUUCCCUACCGUAGAAAAUAUUGCUUCUCAACUCGUCAAUGCAGAAGAUUACAAAUCAAAUGAAUUAUUAUAUUUAAUUUUGAAAUGUUUCAAAUAUGCUUGUUUGAAUAAUUUCCCAGAAUAUUUUACAAAUGUUGAUAAAUUAAAUUCUUGGAUUCAAUUACAUUUAUUCGUUUGUGCAAAACCUUUACCAAAACAAGUUUUGGAUUUAGAUAUUUCAGAUAGAUCAUUGGAUAAAAGGGUUAAAGUUACAAAAUGGGGUUUUGGUAAUUUAAACCGUUUUGUUCAAAAAUACUGCAGAACCACAAAAGUUGUUACUCAAGAUUUUGUUAAUUAUGUUUUCAUGAAUAUCGUUCCAACAAUUUUAAAGGAAUAUUUUAAGAUUAUUCAACUAUGGGGUACCUCAUCCUUAUGGUUGAGUGAAUCGGCCUUAUAUUAUUUGAUACAAUUUUUAGAAAAGUGUGUCACAACGGAUGAGUUAUACCCUUUGAUAAGCCCACAUUUGGAAACUAUUAUUCAAAAUGUUAUUUUCCCAUGUCUAUGUGCUAGUAACAGAAGUGUUGAAUUAUUAGAAGAUGAUCAAGAAGAAUAUACUAGACGUUAUUUCGAUUUGAAUCGGGAAGGUUCCACCGAAGAUGUCGCAUCUACUGAUUUUAUUUUUGUUGUGGGCCAUAAACGUCCGGCUCAAAUGCACAAAGUUUUACCAUUUCUUAAUGAAAUCUUUAACAGCUUCUUACAAAACUCAAACGAUUUAGACAUUGCUUAUAGACAAGAAGGUGCUAUGAGAACUGUUUCAACAUUUUUCUCAUUCUUAGAGCCUUCAUCAGAAUUGGAAGGUAUUUUUUCUCAUUUCAUCGUACCUUUGAUGUCUCAAAACCAAUACCAAUUCUUGGUUGCCAGAGCCUUGGAAACUAUUUCUUUAUAUAGCCAUCCAUUCCAAGACAUGGCAACUCUUUCAAAAUUAUUUGAAAUGACCUUUAAUCGUUUCAUGGAUAGCGAUUCAAUCCCUGUCCAGGUAGAAGCUGCCGAUGCAUUAAAGACUUUGAUUAUCUCAAACCCAGAUAUACACCAACAUAUCUCUUCUCAAGUUCCAAGAAUCAUGGAAAAAUUAUUAAAGGUUUCUAAAGAAUUUGAAAUUGAUACGUUAUCAGAAGUUAUGGAAGCAUUUGUGGAAAGAUUUGCUGAUGAAUUGACUCCAUUUGCUGAAGAUUUAGCUGCAAAUUUGACGGAACAAUUCUUACAAAUUGCAAAGUCUAUCGUUGACAACAGUUCAAGCUCAUAUUCCAGCGCCGACCAAGAUCAAGAACUUCAAGCAAGCGCUUUACUACAAACAAUGACUACAAUGGUUAUGGCCAUGAAUAAAGUUUAUCUGGUGGAUAAAUUUUUGCCUGUUGUAAAAUUUAUUAUUUUACAUGCUCAAAUAUCAUUUUUAACAGAAAUUGUUGAUCUAAUGGAUUCAUUAGCUUUAUCUUCUAUUGGGAUGUAUCAACAAUUCACUCCAGCUAUCUGGGAGAUGUUCGAUGAUGUGUUACAUUCCUUCCAAACUUAUGCAAUGGAUUAUUUCGAAUCAUACCAAGUUUUCUUUGAAACAGUUGUUACUCAUGGGUUCCCUAGAGACCAAAGUUAUGUUCAACCAUUUUUAGAAAUCUUAUCAGUUAAAUUAGAAAGUGACAUCGAUUAUGAUGUUGAAGGUGUUUAUGAUAUUUUGGUGUUAUAUGCAUUGUCAUUAAAGGACAUUCCUCUAUUUGAUAAAGCUUUGCGGGCAUCUAGUAAUGAUGAGUUAGAUUUAGAUGAUUCAAAGAUUAUCAAAUGUUUCCUAGCAAACUUAUUUAUCAAGCCUAUCGAGACAUUGCAAGUUGCUGAAAGAGAGGGCAUGACUUUGAACUUAUUACAAAAAUGGUUCAAUUGUAAUUUAACCAGUGUUUUUGCGAUUAAGUUACAAAUAUUAGCUAUUAUAUCAUUGUUCAAAUUACCUGAACUUCCUAGUGCUGUCAGUGGCUUUGUUCCACAAUUUUCUGAUAAGUUAGUAACAAUAACUGAGAAGCUUCCAUUAGCCAUAAGAAAACGUGAUACCUUGGCCAAGGGAGAAGAAGGUAUCGAUGAAUUAUUCGAAUCUCCAGAAGAUGAGGAGUACUUCGAAGGUUAUGAAGAUGAUUUAAAGGAAACAGUAUUAGAUCAAAUCAAUUGUUUCCAAGAAGUUGGCAAUUUCUUCAAUCAAAUAAAACAAGAAAAUUUGGCAAUGUAUGAAAAGAUUCUGGGAUCCUUAAAUGACGAAAGAGAAAAUUCAUUACAAGUGAUCCUUGAAUUUGUUGCCCAAAACUAA